This is a messenger RNA of Fusarium proliferatum ET1, 762 nucleotides long. RefSeq lists its product as uncharacterized. NCBI's taxonomy places the organism in Eukaryota, Fungi, Ascomycota, Sordariomycetes, Hypocreales, Nectriaceae. The record is from RefSeq and is a predicted model, not a curated record. Gene Ontology annotation, cellular component: nucleus. Bases 1 to 762 code for a protein of 253 amino acids. Gene Ontology annotation, biological process: regulation of gene expression. The transcript has 2 exons.
AUGGAGGCACGGGUCCCCGACGAUGAUCUGCUCUUCAUGAGUGAAGAAGACUUCGUCGUAGACUUUGCAAGCCAUGACCUGGAUAACUUGCCAUGGAAUGCUCCAUAUGAUACGAAUGACGCAGCGUUUGCCGACGUACACCAGGAAACAACCUUUGCAGAUGCAAUCGAUUCAGUCAAUGCGAACUCAUUUGACAUUUACUCCAAUCAUAUCAACCCAAUUUUAUAUAACACUCAAGAGCUACCAGCUCUAGAUAAUACUUAUCUUGAUAUCUUACCUACGAACUGGGACUUCAUGACGAUGCCCACUGAUCCCAUCACUACUACCAUUGCUGGUUCUAUAACAACCACAGAGCAAUCCGAUUAUUCCACUACUUACACAAAUUCUUCCUCCCCGACGACUCAAAGCAGUCCAACAGGACUGUCGCAAUCACAAAUAUCCGACCCCUUAUCGGCAAAAAAUGCCGAAAACGCAUCAAGCACACCAACCAGGAGACGAAGAACGAAGAUGAAACCAGGCACUAGACCCUGUGACUUGAAAAGACAGAAGCGAAAAGAAGAUAAGCCUGAGAAGUGUCACAUCUGCGGAAAGGGGCAUCAGUGGAGGCGCGAUCUGGAGAGGCACUAUUGGAGUAACCACCCAGACGAGGCAGUCAAGAUGGGCCUUAGUCGGAGCGAGCCCAAAUGUAGGCACUGUGGAAAGUAUUUUGCGAGACGAGAUCAUCUGAAAAGGCAUUUAAAGAGGAAGCAUGGGGGUAGUUGA